CGAUACUUGACUCUUCCCAUCAAAGUGGCCAUUCUCAUCAUGGUUGCGCCAUUCGCAACUCCCAAUGUUGCAACGGCCGAUGCGGAUGCCGAGGGUCCCAUUCUCGCCUUGGCUCAGCGUGUGACCGUCCGGUCUUCCGCGAACGACAUUAGCGCCGCUCGUUCGAAACUUACUCAGGCGAUAUCGGCCAACGAGUCCUACUUGCACGAUAUCACACAUAGUCACACCUCGGUGAUGGCCAAUCACCUGGAUCAGAACGCCAAGCUCAAGCAACGCUCUGACGUCGCGCAACGAGCGGCCCAGGCACUGGCGGAUGACUUUGAUGUUGGCUCUCUAGACAGGGUCCACCGUCUAGAGAAAUUUCGUGUGACCACUUCCAACAUUCACACAUCACUCCAAGGGCAAGCGCUGGCUGGCGCGUCUAGGGAGAUCCUCGAGGACCUCAAGCAGCGAUACGACCUUCUUGUCCGCGUUGAGGAUGGCGUAUGGUGCGGAAGGGGAGCGGACCCAUCAACGGUAGCUGCUGUCGCUCAGUUCAACUGCGACGAGCAGCGAAGCACGGGUGCUGCUGUGCAAACAGCCUUGGCCGCGAGGUGCGCUGUGCUACGUGCAACCGUUACCGAGCAGCUUUCGAACGCGUGGAAUCUGGCUGUGACUGUCUCCAUUAGUGCGGAGGGUCUGCCAUCCGUCAUGGUAGCCUCAAGUUUUACGCUGUCAGCCCCCAAGGCUCCUCGUUCAACACCGUACGCAACAUCAGUUGUAAAAGCGCCACGCUACGAUUUUGUCAACCUCUGUAAGGCUCUCCAGACCCUCAAAGUACUUCCUGGCCUGCUACAUGACCUUCACAGUUGUGUCGUUCGCAAAGUCAUCGAACCAUUACUGAGUCACGAUAGCUGGCGGCCUUCCAAAUGCUCCAGGAACGACGGCAUUGGACUGGAGACUGUGUCCGUCUCGUCACAAAAUCGCCGAGAUUUGAUCCAAAACGUCAAGGUUGUGCUCGACUUUUUCCACCAGGCGCUGCCAGAUGAAUGCCGCGUUUUCAAUGUCAGGCUACAGGAGGCCGCCUUCAGCUUAGUCCUGGACCGUAUCCUAAUCCCAAGUCUGCCGACACCUCUGGCGAAUCUCCCGGAGUGGCUGGAAUUGGCCCUUCAAGCAGCAGAUUGGGAAGGCUCAUUCAGUGCCGACGAGGCCGACCCAGGGGUUAUUCACGCUUUUUUAAACGAUUCGGCUGGGGGCGUUUGGCUCCAAAAGCGGAAAGCAGUAUCCUUGAGUCAGGCACGACGGAUUGCCUACAGCACCUGGUCCUCUUGGGCGUCUAAGACUGUUCAGCCCGACGUCGUUCCGCCUAUGUCUGCUCAACCCAAGGCACAGGCCCUCGUUAAGACGGACGACGAAGACGGCUGGGGCUUUGAGGAGGAAUCUCAGCUCAGGUUAGGCAGUCACCGCGCAGCUAUCCAGGCCGAGGCUGCCGAGAACGACGGAUGGGACUUCGAUGAUAUCGCUGACGAACCCGCUCCCUCGCCGGCUCCCGCUCCUCCCAUGGUCCACCGCGAUGCCCCCAAACCCCGCGAAGCCAGACGUCUAGGCAAGAAGGCAGCUCCUAAGGGCACGCGGCUAAGCUCAGCCACCCCGUCUCCGCCGCCCCUCUCCUCCCCUUCGGCGAACGCCACAGUGGCAUCAUUUACACCCUCAGAUCGGAGGGUCUCCGAGCCAGAGGCUCCUGCACUCUCAGAGACGUUCAAAGUUUCUAUGGCCACUGACGCGGUCAUGGACCUAACCGCAACGGCGCUGAAAGAGCUUAUGGACAUAUCGAACAUUCGUGAGGCUCCUUUCUGCAUCACUUCGCCGCUGACCCAGACAUACGUCAACAUUGAGGUGUACCAUACUGUUCUGGGCAAACUUGUCGAGGCGACCGUUUCUUCAAUCCUCCUCAGCGUUCUGGCCCUUGAGGAUAUCACGGAGCUUGAGUCGCAGCGCAUCGGUGAUCUGCUAAGCUUGGUGGAGACUCUAUCCAAUCUCUUCCAGAACGAUCAAGCUCAUGUAUCCACCGUCGCGGCGUUCGUUCCCCAUUGGAUCAAAUUCGGAUACCUCAACGAGCUUCUGCACGCGAAGCUCAUCGAAAUUACCAACCUCUAUGAUAAUGGCUCGCUUGUAGACUUCACCUCCGACGAGCUAGGAGGGCUAGUACGUGCCCUUUUCGCGGAUAGCCCUCAGCGUACUAUUCUUCUUGAGAGGGUCGCGAUGUGAUUCCUUGUCCAGGGAG
Molecule: messenger RNA, 2263 nt
Organism: Cutaneotrichosporon oleaginosum
Lineage: Eukaryota; Fungi; Basidiomycota; Tremellomycetes; Trichosporonales; Trichosporonaceae
Biological process (GO): endoplasmic reticulum to Golgi vesicle-mediated transport; mitotic spindle assembly checkpoint signaling
Cellular component (GO): RZZ complex
Source: RefSeq, a predicted model, not a curated record